CAAAAAACAAUUUUUAGAAACAAAACUAAACACGCCCUCUUUUUUUCCAACUUUGUAAGAGGAGAGAAAAAUUCAGAAACCUAGGCAAGCAGUGAAACUGAAAUGCCAUGGACAGUACGGACGCCGAUAUGAUGGAGGUCCAGUCUUCGUCGCCAUCGCAACCGCAACCGCAACCGGCACCUCCGCCGCAGCAGUUUCUGGCGUCGAACACAGAAGAAGACGACGACGUUAGAGGUUUAAUUACAUUGGCUCGCCAACUCAUCGACCAAGGCAAACCUUCACAGGCUCUUCAGACGGUGGUGGUGGCAAUGAGAACAAAAGGUGGAGAUGGGGCUGUCUUUGAAGCACUUAACCGUGCCCAGGAGCUUUACAGAAACAAACUGCAGGCUAGUGCUGCUGCUGAUGAGCUGGCUUCUUUGUUUGCUGAGUGUGCAAUUGCUGAAGCCAUGCCAUCUGAAGGUGAACAGAAUCAGUAUAACACGGUGGCCCAGUCUAUUGGACCAGAUGCUCAUGGAACUUCUAUGUUCCAGUUUAUUGAACCAGAUGCUCAAGGGAAUUCAAUACUCGCGGAGACUGGCAGGCAGCAAAUUGUGCUGAAUGCCUUUUCUGAUGGAAGCAGUUUUGUCUGUUUAAAGUGUGGGGGUCUGGUUAGCAAUCAUCGCAAAGAGGAACACUAUGGAUUCUGGUGUUGCAAAAUCUGACCGCUCCAGUUGAUAGAAUGGAUUCAUCUUCUUGUUUGAUGUAAUCCUCUGUCCUUGUGAUGCAUAAUAGGCAGUUUUCAUCAUAUAAACAUACUUCUAUGGUCCUUGACAGCCUGUUUGCGCUUCAUUCAACUCUUUCUUGAUCUUAUGAGACUUGGUUGCUUUUGGGAAAUGGUUUGAAUGCCUCUUAUAGGAGGUAAAUCUCAUGCACCGGACAGGGUGAUUAGGGAUACAUGUUCAUCUUAGCUUCAUGUAUUAUUCACGACUAAAUCGUCAGAUCUGGGCAAUACUUCGGCGUGACUGGUGGAGGUCCAAACUGGUGUGUCAAAAUGUAUAACAGUAAUGAUUUGUGCAAUACAUGCUAAAUUUUGGUGUAGUUCAUAUUUCCAUUUUUUUUAAUCCAGUUUCAUUUUUCCUGUAGUUCAGAUUGCCUCUUGGACUAAGCACCUGUUAUUGCUUCAGGAUUUCAAUAACCAAGUACGUUCGAACCUCUCC
This is a messenger RNA of Ilex paraguariensis (yerba mate), 1196 nucleotides long. Lineage: Eukaryota; Viridiplantae; Streptophyta; Magnoliopsida; Aquifoliales; Aquifoliaceae. The record is from the annotation of a GenBank genome assembly.